AUGCCAAGUCUUCUUGCCACGAUCCUGCACCUCCUCUCCUUCGUCGUCGAUGCCGGCCGUCUCCUCCUGCGGUUGGCGUGUUCGGCGUCGUCCCGCUCGUCCGAGGAGGAACGUCCGGAGGUGGCUGCGGCAUGCUCCACGGAGCUUCGCGACCGAGAGCUCCCCGUGGCGCGCUACGGCGAGCAGCGUGGAGCGGAGCACGAGCGGUGCUGCGUGUUCUGCCUGAGCGGCAUCGAGGACGACGACGAGGUGAGGGUGCUCAGAUGCCUGCAUCUGUUCCACCGCUGCUGCCUCGACCGGUGGCUGGCCGCGCGGCCGGCGGCGACGUGCCCGCUCUGCCGUGGCAAGCUCCUCACGGUCACGGCGGCGAAGUACUGCCCCGGCGGAGAACAGGAGGAGUGGAGGAGCAUCGAGGGGAUGUGCAUGGUCAUGCUCAUGGCCUGCGUGCAUAGGCGUAGCUCGGCUCCGGCGGUUUAGAAUGCCACGGCGGCCGGGGGGGCGGCGUACGUGCAUUGAGGGGAUGUGAUAGGGUGUUGCUUUCAACAAAAUGAAGUUGAUGUGAUCAGCAUUUGGAUUUGCAGUUGGGAAUGUACAUUAUUGUUCCAUAAUUCAGUGAUAUUACUUUUUGAAUACGGCUCGUGGCCCCUAGUC
Lolium rigidum is the source of this 651-nucleotide messenger RNA. Its product is annotated as probable E3 ubiquitin-protein ligase RHA1A. Lineage: Eukaryota; Viridiplantae; Streptophyta; Magnoliopsida; Poales; Poaceae. The coding region runs from base 1 to 477 and encodes 158 amino acids. The transcript has a single exon. The record is from RefSeq and is a predicted model, not a curated record.